Cheilinus undulatus (humphead wrasse) is the source of this 576-nucleotide messenger RNA. RefSeq names its product complement C1q-like protein 3. The record is from RefSeq and is a predicted model, not a curated record. Gene Ontology annotation, molecular function: protein binding. Bases 1 to 576 code for a protein of 191 amino acids. The transcript has 4 exons. Lineage: Eukaryota; Metazoa; Chordata; Actinopteri; Labriformes; Labridae.
AUGACUUCAGCCCAGGAUGAUACCAACGCUGUUGAAACAAGAUCAUGCUUUCCAGAUAUGUGUGACCUCCUGAGAGACUUUGGUGCCAUGACAGAAAAAGUGAAAGCCAUGGAAAGGAGGCUACGGGACAGUGAAAAUGAGAUUCUUGAACUAAAAAACAAAGAAGAAACCAAAGUGAUUUUCAGUGCAGCAAUCGGAGAAGGACUCAUUCAUGUUGGACCUUUCAACACAGAUAGAACACUAAUCUACAGAAGGGUGAUUAUGAACAUCAGUAACGCCUACAAUGAAGCCACAGGUAUCUUCACUGCACCUGUUUCAGGUGUCUACUACUUCAACAUUUUUUAUCAUGCUGGAGGGUUACAUGGAGCAUAUCUGUCACUCUACAAGAACUCCCAGCUGAUGGUCCAGACAACUGAACUUAGAUCAAACCCUGAUCCAAAUGAUGAUGGGGGAAACUCUGUGUUUCUGCAGCUGCAACCAGGAGACCAGGUGUACGUGCGUUUGGGUGCAAGUACGUGGGUUUGGGGAUCAGACUACCAUACGACUUUUAGUGGAUUUUUGGUCACUCAAAUGUAA